ACAGCCUAAAGCAGAAUAUUGAUGUACCAAUGGCAAAGAAUGUUCCAAGCCUUAUGUACCUGGCAGAGCAAGCAGAAAAGGAAAACAGCCUAAAGCAGAACUUAAUGUACCAAGAGCACAGAAAGUUCCAAGCCUUAUGUACCUGGCAGAGCAAGCUGUAGAGGAAAACAGCCUAAAGCAGAAUAUUGAUGUACCAAUGGCAAAGAAUGUUCCAAGCCAUAUAUACCUAGCAGAGCAAGCAGUAAAGGAAAACAGCUUAAAGCAGAACAUAAAUGUACCAAGAGCACAGAAAGUUCCAAGCCUUAUGUACCUGGCAGAGCAAGCAGUAAAGGAAAACAGCCUAAAGCAGAACAUUGAUGUACCAAGAGCACAGAAAGUUCCAAGCCUGAAAUACCUGGCAGAACAAGUUGUAGAGGAAAUUGGCCUAAAGCAGAAUAUUGAUAUACCAAGUGCACAGAAAGUUCCAAGCCUGAAAUACCUAGCAGAGCAAGCUGUAGAAGUAAACGGCUUAAAGCAGAAUAUUGAUAUACCAAGAGCACAGAAAGUUCCAAGCCUAAAAUACCUGGCAGAGCAAGCUGUAAAGGAAAAUGGCCUUAAGCAGAAUAUUGAUGUACCAAGAACACAGGAAGUGCCAAGCCUGAAAUACCUUGCAGAGCAAGCUGUAGAGAAAAACAACCUGAAACAAAAUAUUGAUGUACCAAGAGCACAGAAAGUUCCAAGCCUAAAAUACCUGGCAAAGCAAGCUGUAAAGGGAAACGGCUUUAAGCAGAAUACUGAUGUACCAAGAGCACAGAAAAGUCCAAGCCUGAAACACCUGGCAGAACAGGCUGUAGAGGAAAACGGUCUGAAACAAAAUAUCGAUGUACCAAGAGCACAGAAAGUUCCAAGCCUAAAAUACCUGGCAAAGCAAGCUGUAAAGGGAAACGGCUUUAAGCAGAAUACUGAUGUACCAAGAGCACAGAAAAUUCCAAGCCUGAAAUACCUGGCAGAAAAAUCUCUAGAGGUAAACGGUCUAAAGCAGAAUAAUGAUGUACCAAGAACACGGAAAGUUCCAAGCCUUAAAUACCUAGCAGAGCAAGCUGUAGAAGAAAACGGCCUGAAACAAAAUACUGAUGUACCAAAAGCACAGAACGUUCCAAGCCUGAAAUACCUUGCAGAAAAGGCUGCAGAUGAAUAUCACCUAAAGCAGAAUAUUAAUGCACCAAGAGCACAGAACGGGCCGAGUCUGAAACAAAUGGCAGGACAGGCUUACCUUCUAAAGCAAAACAUUGAUGUACCAACUGGACGGAUGGUUACAAACCUGAAAUACAUGACAGAGCAGGCCGUAGAGGAAAAUGGCCUAAAGCAGAACAUCGAGUUUAAAAGAUCACAGGAAGUUCAAUACAUGAGAACCUUUACAGGAAAAGAUAUAGAAGAAAUGGGCAUAAAGCAGGACAUCGAAUCACCAAAAACACAGAAUGUUCCAAGCCUGAUGUUCUUGGCAGAAAAAGCUGCCAAUGUAAACGUUCUUAAAGAGAAUAUUGAAGUAACAAGAAUAAAGAUAGCUGAAAGUCCCAAUUUAGUUAAUGAAAAUGAGAUUGCUGGAAUAAACCUCCUCAAUGAUACCGGUGUACACAGAACAUGUUUGGAUAAUCUUUUACAACACGCUCAUUCUGAACACAAUUUAGGGCGAGACAAGGUACAUGACGGCGUCACAGCAAGAUCUGCUCUUUGCAACAGCAUGAGCAAUAUUCCUGCAGGCAGAACCUCUGAGUCAAAACGACAGACCUCAUGUUGCUCUACUCGUAGGUCAAGGCCACCAACAAGAGCAUCUGAAAGGUCAAGGGCGACAAAUGAUUGCGAAGGAACCAAGUUUGAAUAUGCUGACAAAACAGACGACAAGGGUGACUGGAACUAUUACUCUACUGAGAGAGCACAGAAGAAAGUCAAGGAAGCUCCCGAUGUUGUCAAUGGCAACAAGAAACAGCCUGGCGAGAUUUUCACACGGGAAACUUACACAGGAGCACCUGAUGCAUGGGAAAGGGAUAGCUGUAAUAUGGAUGAGUCCAACGAAAUGCAAAGAUACGAACCUGUUGACCUUGACAGGUAUUUCAAGAAUCACAAAGUGAAAGAGAAGUUUCCAACAUUGAGUGAAUUAGCUGAAAUGGCAGUUAGAAAGUACCACUUGCUUGAAAUAUGUGAAAGAAGUUUCGAAAAUCCUAAAAUCAGUAUGGUAAGAACCGGAUCACCGGAAAUGGAAACCGGUUACCCGGAUGAAUGUCGAUAUGCAAAUGAGAGGUAUACCGAAGUAGAUCAUCGUGCCAGUCAGCAGCAGAAACUAUCAGAACCACCAGAUGGCGCCAAAACUGAACCAAAGAGCAGGUCAUCUUCUGCGUCAUCAGUAAGCACAAAUCUUCCAAUCUCGGUUGAAAAAGAAAAGGACAGUCGGAAAACUUCAGGGUCUCGUAGCCAUAGAGAAGAGAAGACUAUACUACCCUCAGGAAAAUGCACGAAAACCACAGGGACUUGUGAACAUGAACAUAAUGUUAAGGAGACACCAAGGUUGAAACCGAAGAAGAAAACAGAAAGAGUAUCUGACAAAGUUGACAACCAGAAAUUACAGCGCUUGAAGCAUGACCAUGAUAAUAUAAGUAACUUUAGUUGACACAGUUACUAUAAAACUGUAAUUUACUAUUACUAUACCAGAUUUAUA
Molecule: messenger RNA, 2692 nt
Organism: Mercenaria mercenaria
Lineage: Eukaryota; Metazoa; Mollusca; Bivalvia; Venerida; Veneridae
Exons: 5
Coding region: 137-2644 (835 amino acids)
Source: RefSeq, a predicted model, not a curated record